Molecule: messenger RNA, 1287 nt
Organism: Stylonychia lemnae
Lineage: Eukaryota; Ciliophora; Spirotrichea; Sporadotrichida; Oxytrichidae
Source: the annotation of a GenBank genome assembly
AUGUUGAAAGUUAUUGGAAGUGAGGCUGUCAAGCAAUAUUAUUUAGCUCAAAGAGUCCUUUAUCUACUCACAAGAUCAAAGACAACUCCUACUGCUGAGCCUAAGGGUCCAUAAGUAUCAGCUGGAUCUCUUAGAAAGAUCCUCACUAAUGAUGUGUCAGCUUACUAAGAAUCUAGUUCAGGAAACUAUAUUGUAGAUGCAGAUGGUAAUGUUUUGCUUGAUGUUUGUGGAACUGAGUAAAAUCCACUUGGCUAUAAUCAUGAUGCCCUUUUAAAGAAUGCUUACAGCAAGGAGAUGGAUGCUCAUGUUAUAAAUUCAUUCAUUACAACAAAUGACACUGUAGGUGCAAAUCAAUUCAAAUAAAUUGAAAAUCUACUGAUGCCAAUUGCUCCAGCAGGUCUUAAUUCAGUUACCUUCACCAAGGGUGGUUCUGCUAUUGAAAAAGCAAUUAUGACAUCAAUGGCUGAGAGAAACACAGGCCUUGGAGAAAGAUUCACUGCUCUUGGAUUUUCAGGUUCAAAUCAUGGCUUUAAGAAUUCAUUUGUCAACAUUCACUUUAACAAUACUCAUAGACUACCAUCCUUCGACUGGCCAAUCGUCGAUUAUCCAAAUUCUGAAGCCGCUGAAUCUAAGACUCUUGAGGAAGUUUAAACUCAUCUUAGAAAUCAAAGAGAGAGGUCUUCUCCAGUUACUGCACUCUUAAUUGAGCCAGUUCAUUUCGCCACUGGUAGAAGUGCAUCAGAUAAUUUUUUCAAGGAACUUAGAUCACUUACCAGAGAUAGUGAAACAGCUCUUGUUGUAGAUGCUACUGAAACAGGUUGUGGCGCUACAGGAAAAAGUUUCUGGGGUUUCACAGGUCAAGCUGACUAUUUGAUCUUUGGCAAAAGAGCAUUAGUUGAGGGUUACUAUUCAAGACAAUCAAGCAAGCUUUUCUCAUUAACCUUUGGAGGAGAUUAACUCAGAUUAGAGUAGUUCGCAGUUCUUAAGCAAGCCAUUGACAAUGAAAAGCUAAUUGAUAGAGUCUCUAGAGUUGGAGCUCACCUCAGAAGACAAUUAGAGAAUGCUACUAAUGGCAAGAGCAAAAUUUCUGGUCUUACUGGAUAAGGAACUGCUUUGCACAUUAAUACACAAGAUGAAACCUCAGCUCAAUAACUACACAGCCAUUUACUCAGAUCAGGUGUUAUCACUAACUUAAAUGGUUCUAAUGGUGUUACUCUAAGACCUGCUUUAAUCUUAGAAGAGAAACAUGCUGACAUCAUUGCUCAAGCUGUCUAGAGAUUCUAAUGA